AUGUAUUUUCUUCAAUCGCUAAAGCCAGGAGCAAUCCUUCUGCUACAGUUCGCUUUCUGGACAACCCCAUCAGUAGCAUUUCCAGCGCCGUCACGCAAUAUUACAUAUUCAAACUUCACACUUGCCGACCAAGACGUACCUUUGAGGAUCUUACCCUUAGGAAAUUCAAUUACAUUUGGUUAUUUGAGUACCGACGGAAAUGGCUAUCGCAACGAGCUUCUCACAAAACUUACCUCAAACGGGACUGAAGCUCAAUACCUCGGGUCUGUCAGAGCCGGCAACAUGACGGACAAUUACAACGAAGGCCACCCAGGCGCGACCAUCGACCAAAUCGCAAAUUUUUCUCGGGCCAGCCUGCCGAUGCGACCUAAUCUGAUCCUCCUGAUGGCAGGCACGAACGACAUGGUCCAAAAUCUCUCUAUCGGAGCUCCCGAGAGACUGGCGAGUCUGGUCGACAUGUGCAUCGCUGCGUGUCCCGAUGCGGUAAUUCUCCUCGCCCAACUUACGCCGUCUGCUACAACCGACGUCGAGUCUCGCAUUGAGACAUUUAACCCGGAAGUUGUCGCGUUGGCAAAUAGUAGAGCGAGCAACGGAGCGAAAAUCGCGGCUAUAGACAUGCCCGCCUAUGUCUCGGUUGACGAUCUGAAAGAUGGGUUGCAUCCGAAUGACUAUGGCUAUAGCAAGAUGGCAGAAGCGUGGUAUGGAGGGAUUCAGGACGCUGUGGAUAAUGGCUGGCUCACCACUCCCGCGGCUAACACCGUGGUCGGAGUGAUGAGAAACAUCACGACUCCGGUGGUUCUGUCGAGCGACUCGUCUCGAGGCCGACCGACCUUUGUUAUAUUGCAUUCGCUAGUAUGGCUGGCAGUGGCGGCGCUCUUGCUCUGA
Molecule: messenger RNA, 885 nt
Organism: Drepanopeziza brunnea f. sp. 'multigermtubi' MB_m1
Lineage: Eukaryota; Fungi; Ascomycota; Leotiomycetes; Helotiales; Drepanopezizaceae
Molecular function (GO): phosphatidylcholine lysophospholipase A1 activity
Source: RefSeq, a predicted model, not a curated record